CGUCGCCUCAACGUUUUCUCUCACUUCACGUCGAAUUAGCGCACCAGUCCUAACUCAAGUCACAUCAUUUCGGUGGGAUAAAGACGCUUGUUGAGGGAAGGUGAAGUAUUUGCCAGAACUUCGCCGCGGGACGCUUCUGGUCAUCGUGUAGCCAGCUAAGAAUGUCGCCAAGGAUGAGGACCAAGUCACUGAAACCAUCAUACCAGCCCUUCAUCUAAAGGAAGUACACCAACAACAAGUUAGGGAAUGUUCUCUGUUUAUAACGAGAGGAUUUUAUUCCUUAAGUUGUUGCUGAACAUCUUUAUUUCUGCAUGAUGGAUCUAUUCUUCCCCACAUGGAUCCUCAAAUGUCCUUCCCAUGUUGAAUGGAGGUCUUUGGCACAAUCUGUAUCAGUUUGAGUUUAAUAUUUGCACUUUUUCAUCUUCCUGUUUGGAUUUUUGAAUGUAUUACUGCAAAAUUGGCCACAGUUGAAAUGGAUGGAAGGACUGGAAAAUGGCUAAAACCUUGGAUUGUUAGGUUUCGGACAUCGUUCUGCUACGAUUUUAUUCUGACACCAUAAGUGUUUAUAAAAAUGGAAAAAAAUCAGAUGAUCACCUUUUUAGUCACGGUUUAAAUAUUUCUUAUGCACAUUCUUGUGUGAAAAGGUUUUUUUUUUGGGUGUUACUAAAGGCCGUGAUGUAGGCCUUUUUGGCCUGAGUGAAGGCUGAAGAGACUUGAAAAUUUAAAUCCCCAAAUCAGAGAAAAGAUCAAAUAUUCUCAAAGCUAAGUGGAAAAACAGCAGAGUAGCAAUCGCUGCUCGCUAUGGCAGCAGAUCACAGUGAGCUGCUGGCUGAGAUGGCAACUGUUGGACGUCUGAGUGCCACAGAACGUCUAAAACAUGCCCAGAAGAGACGUGCUCAGCAGCUGAAGGCUUGGGCACAGAUGGAAAAAGACGCAACGCGAGGGUCGCGGGCCAAAGCAGACAGGAAGAAGAAACGCACCACCAAAGUAAAGUUUCCUGACUCCGUCACUCUCCUAGAUUCAUCUGCACGAAACGACGUGGAGGAGGUGACAGAGCUGCUGAACAGCGGUGUGAGCCCAGAUCUGGUAAAUGAAGAUGGAUUGACGGCCCUGCAUCAGUGCUGCAUUGAUGAUUUUGUGGAGGUAGUGCAGUGCCUGCUGGACGCUGGUGCCUCUGUGAACGCCUGUGACAGUGAGCUGUGGACGCCGCUACACGCUGCCGCCACCUGUGGGCACACUGGUCUGGUGCAGCUACUUAUUCAAGCCUCCAUAUUGCCUCUGCCAAUGGCUACAUGUCAGUGGCAGAGAUGCUAGUGGACAGCAGGGUCAAUAUGGAGCUAAAAGACUCUGAUGGGUGGACACCGCUACAUGCUGCCGCCUGCUGGGGACAGAUCCAAGUAGUGGAGCUGCUGGUGGCCCAUGGGGCUGAUCUAAAUGCAAAGUCUGUCUUAGAUGAGACACCUCUAGACGUGUGUAUGGACGAAGCGGUCCGAGCCAAAAUGAUGGACCUGAAGAGCAAACACGACGCCAUCAUGAAGAGUCAGGACAGGCAGAAGGGCACGCUGCAGAGACGAGCAUCCAGCACCGGAAGCAGAGGUAAAGUGGUGCGUCGCGUCAGUGUGAACGAACGCUCCAGUCUGUAUCGGAGGGAGCAUCACAAAGAGGCGAUCGUGUGGCAGGAGCGCGGCCGGCAGCCUGAAACUCAUGACGACGAUGAAGACAGACAAACCGACAAAGAGCUGCACCAGCACGCUGUUUUGGCUGCUGGUGCUGCAGCAACGACGCGCCUAGAGGAGCUGGAGGCAGCUGACAGGAAGAUUGCAUCAAGUGUGGCAAAUGGGGAGACCUCUGCUUCUCUAGCGUCUUCUGUUCCUGGAGAGCAGUGGAGCGGGGGAGGCUACAUGGAGCGCAGCGCCUCCUACCAGCUCAACCCUGCGUCUGGAUCUGGACUUUCAGAGGGGGAGUCUGCGGACAGUAUGAAUCGGGAGAAAUCGCACCAAACGCUGGCCGACCUGAAACGCCAGCGGGCAGCUGCUAAGCUCAACAAGUAUCCAGCACCUCCACCUCCUCUGCCACCUCCUCUAGAGGAGGAGGAACCUUCUACUGCAGCAGCAGUCCAGACCACCCCCUCUCAGACUCAAUCAGAAAUCCAAAUGAGCCCUCCAGCAGAGCAGGCCGCCUCCCCCAGCCAGGUGUACUUCACCCCGGCCAGCGGAGAUCCUCCGUUACUGAAGCUCCGAGCCCCGGAGGAGGAGCAGACCAACAACAAGGAGCCCUGCUGUGGCCUCAUGUAAACACACUCCAGUCACACCUGUUCAGAAACAAGACUUCCUAAUGGCCUCAUGACAUUUGCUACAUCAUCGUGUGCCUUUCAACAUGUGACACAUAAUGAUGGGAUUAAUACUGUUGACUUGGCCAAACAUCCUGGAUCCGGGGAAUUAUCAUGACUUCUGUUUAUUCUCCUCUUCAAUUCCACCCACAGAGGGCGGGAUACAGGACAUAAAAGUAUCAAAUUAGGAUUAAAUUCUAUGCUAAAAAAUAUAAAACCUAACAUGGUUGAAGCCUGCAUAUUAUCAUGAGUGGUGUCCCGUACUAGGACACCUCAGACUGUGACAUCACAACCUAGUGGAGAAACUUCUCUGUUGCACGUUUUGUGGUGAGCCACGUGCCAUGGAUGGCUUGAUCUACAUCCAGUUAGCGUGCAACCUAGCGAUCCCUCCUCUUUAUGUUGUUCCCUUCUCUUUUGCACAGUGAGGUGUUUACUCGAGCUCAGGAAAGCUACAGGUUUCACUCUUGGGAGUCAAAGAUGAGUGAACGCUGUGUUUUCCAUGUAAGCCGUGAAGUUUAGCUGUGAUUCGUCUGACCUUUGACUUUGACAAACACUUGUAUUUUAAGGAAAAUAAGGUUUUAAAGCUUGAAACACUAGUUUUUGUAUACACUGAACUAUUCGAAUUACACACUUCGACAUUCAGCGUUUCGAAUUUUUUUUUUCUGGUUUAAAAAUUUCAAUAUUUGCAACUGCGAUUUGUUUCACUGUUUUGCCACAAAACAAGAUAAUUAUCAUUUAAAUCUAUUAAAAAGUGACCCAGACCCUUCUCUUCACAUCCUUAAGCUUUAAGUCAGUAUUUCUGCUCUCCUGUCUUUAGAAUUAAAUCGCAUUAUUUAUCGUUACACUGAAUAUUUCUGCUUGUACGUUUUUACUUUUCUUUAACAGAAUGAUCAAAGACAUUUAGCGAUUUGUAAUCAGAAAAGCACAUUUCAGAUGACUGUCUUAUCAGAGAGGUUGGUGCCUUUAUUUGGUGACUUAUUUAUUUGCUACGCUUGCACAAAGACCCAUGUGUAAAUUUGGUGCACGGCGGGAUUAAAUAAAUGUAAAUUCACUCCAGCUGUUAUUACAUUUCAGUUUUUGAUAGUGAUUUUUACUGAUUCCUGUGUGAAAAAGACAGGACAUGAAUGCAUUUUCACAAAUGACAUUUGUAUUUUUAUAAUGGCAGGUGCAUCUUACGAAUAAAUCUGAGUAUUUACGACUGUUAUGUUCAAAUGAAGUAGGGCUAGUAUCCAUUUCAGCACACGUGGGGACAUGUAGGUGCCCGUUUUUCACUCGAACCCCUCACCCUUCGCUCGCUACGUCCUUUUGUCUUCCAUCAUGCUCCCCUUCUCCUAUGGACUUCAGUCUGUUCUGGUCCCUCUGCCAGGGCAGCAGUUGUAAAGGAAAUUCUCAAGUUGUUAUGGAAGUCCAACAUGCAGAUAAAACUGUAGCAGAUUCAGGUUUCAUGUUGCUUUUGUAAAGGUUACCGCAGCAGCUUGUGUUGGAAUGGCGGCCGCCGGUAUUCUAAAUUCCUGCUGAGGUUGAAAUCACGCUGCAGAGCUUAAGGAGCUGCUCUGAAACCGCAUCUCUUACAUUUAUUUGAUAUUUGAUGCUUCCAAAAUACGCUCGGUGACACACCAAAGUCACCACGAUGUCACAUGUUGGGGAGAUCGAAUGUCUUUCCUAUGUUUGUUUCAAGAUCUCUGACAGAGUACUUCUCCCUUACACACACACACACACCUUGGUUUUCUUCACUUACUGACUUAUUCAAACAAAUUUUUCUUUUUCUGUCUUCUUACUCCAACCACAGAGCACACACGUGUAGUCCGUUUUGUCAGGAUAAACUUUAUAAAUGCAGUAAAAUUACAAAAAUACAAAUUUUGAUGCUUCACUUGCUUCAUUAUUCGCACAUUUUACGUGUUCGAUGAUACCUUUAUUAUAUUUAAUGAGUGGAACAAACUGUGCUGGUUGUGUUUCAGAGAUGGAAAGUUACAGCAAUAAAUCAUGAAAUGACUUGUCUGAA
Nothobranchius furzeri (turquoise killifish) is the source of this 4331-nucleotide messenger RNA. Lineage: Eukaryota; Metazoa; Chordata; Actinopteri; Cyprinodontiformes; Nothobranchiidae. The record is from RefSeq and is a predicted model, not a curated record.